AGCAUCUUCCAUCAUGGCGGUGCGGUGCAGGUUACUGAUGCUGCUAAUGCUGCUAAUGCUGCUCUACGUUCAGCCUGGAGCAGCUCAGAAGAAGAAAGAGAACAUGCUGGUGGAGAAGGUGGAGCAGAUGAUGGAGUGGAGUUCCCGCCGCUCCGUGAUCCGGAUGAACGGAGAUAAAUUCCGGCGCUUUGUGAAGGCUCCGCCCCGGAAUUACUCCGUCAUCGUCAUGUUCACGGCGCUCCAGCCGCAGAGGCAGUGCUCUGUCUGCAGGCAGGCGAAUGAGGAGUAUCAGGUCUUGGCUAACUCGUGGCGUUACUCGUCCGCCUUCUCCAACAAGCUCUUCUUUACGGUCGUCGACUAUGACGAGGGUGCCGAUGUUUUUCAGCAGUUGAAUAUGAACUCCGCUCCAACCUUCAUGCAUUUUCCUGCUAAAGGGAAGCCGAAGAGAGCCGACACCUUCGACCUUCAGCGAAUUGGCUUCGCUUCCGAGCAGCUGGCCAAGUGGAUCGCUGACCGCACUGACGUCCAGAUCCGGGUAUUCCGUCCCCCCAACUACUCUGGGACGAUCGCGCUGGCCCUGCUGGUGUCCCUGGUGGGGGGUCUUCUCUAUCUGCGCCGAAACAACCUGGAGUUCAUCUACAACAAAACAGGCUGGGCCAUGGCUGCUCUGUGUGUGGUGUUUGCGAUGACCUCUGGUCAGAUGUGGAAUCACAUCCGCGGCCCUCCGUACGCCCACAAGAACCCUCAGAACGGGCAAGUGAGUUACAUCCAUGGCAGCAGUCAGGCUCAGUUCGUGGCUGAAUCCCACAUCAUCCUCCUGCUGAAUGCUGCUAUCACCAUGGGGAUGGUGCUGCUGAACGAGGCAGCCACCUCCAAAGGAGAUGUGGGGAAAAGGAGGAUUAUCUGUCUGGUGGGGCUGGGGCUGGUGGUCUUCUUCUUCAGCUUUCUUCUGUCCAUCUUCCGGUCCAAGUAUCAUGGUUACCCCUACAGCUUCCUGAUUAAAUGAAGCCACAAGGAUUUCAGGAGCUUCAUUUUGGGAAUUUUAUGUCUGAUUUAAGUACCACACAAACACACACACACACACACACACACACACACACACACACACACACUAAAACCCUUGCUGUAUCACUGACUGAUGUGAAAUAAAUCUAAACGAGACUGGACUUAA
Messenger RNA from Colossoma macropomum (tambaqui), 1171 nucleotides. It is a transcript of the gene tusc3, whose product is annotated as tumor suppressor candidate 3. Bases 14 to 1006 code for a protein of 330 amino acids. NCBI's taxonomy places the organism in Eukaryota, Metazoa, Chordata, Actinopteri, Characiformes, Serrasalmidae. The transcript has 10 exons. The record is from RefSeq and is a predicted model, not a curated record. Gene Ontology annotation, cellular component: oligosaccharyltransferase complex.